AUGAACGACGUCAACCUGUUCAUCGCCUUCGCGGCCGGAGGCCUGUCGUUUCUCAGCCCGUGCGUGCUGCCGUUGAUUCCGUCCUAUCUGUCGUUCGUUUCCGGCAUCUCGCCCCGCGAAAUCAGUGAAGGCCGCCCGGCCAACGCACGGGUCAUGGGCAACGCCCUGGCCUUCGUGUUCGGCUUUUCCGUCGCUUUCGUCGCCCUGGGAGCGUCGGCAAGCCUCCUGGGAAGCCUCCUGCUCAGCUAUCAGGACGUGGUUCGCGUGGUCGGAGGCCUGUUCAUCCUGGUGGUGGGAGUCUACCUCACCGGGCUCUUCCAGGUCGCCACCCUCGAGCGUUACGCGCAGUUCAAUCUGCGCAGCAAACCGGCGGGCUAUCUCGGAUCGGUGCUGGUGGGGCUGACCUUCGCGGUGGCGUGGAUCCCCUGCGUGGGGCCGAUCCUGGGCGCCGUCCUGACCCUGGCCGGCACCGCCAGCGAAAUCUACCGGGGCAUGCUGCUGCUGUCGGCCUACGCCGCAGGGCUGGCGCUGCCGUUUCUCCUGAGCGCCCUGGCCAUGAACCAGUUCUUCAGGCUCUCGCGCGCCAUCAGCUCCUGGCUCCCGGCCAUCCACGUCUGCGCCGGCCUGCUGCUGAUCGCCGUCGGCGUCCUCCUGCUCACCGACACCAUGACCGCCCUCAACGCCUACGCCCUCCGCUUCACCCCGGCCUGGCUGGUCACGCGGCUGUAG
This is a messenger RNA of Geodia barretti, 729 nucleotides long. The record is from the annotation of a GenBank genome assembly. Lineage: Eukaryota; Metazoa; Porifera; Demospongiae; Tetractinellida; Geodiidae.